AUAGAGCGGUCCAAGCUCUGCAUUUUCAUGUGAUUUCUUUUGGUGCGCGCAGCUCCAUCAGGUGCUAGCUAGAAGCAGUAUGUAUCAGCUGGAGACCAUGGACGACUCCAGCUUGUUCAUGCAGUGGGCCGUGGACACGCUGCAGCACGACCACCCGCCGCUCGCCGCUGCCUACGCCGCCGGCGACAACUUCCCAUCACUCGAAGAGCUCCGCCGCUCGGCGUUGCAGCACGGCACGGCUCCGGCGGGAAUGGCGGUACAAGACGGCCACCGUCUCCUAUCCACCGACAGCUGGAGCUCCGGCGACAGCGCCGGCCGUGAAAGCAUGUCUGCCGCGGUCGUGGAGAACGACGUCAACUGCGCGACGACCUGCAGCGUCGGCAGCAGCAACAACUACCUGCCCAUGAGCUGGAACUUCACCUCGGCCAUGGCGCAGCCGAGCAACGAGGCGGCGCCAAGCCCCGCCACCGCUCCCUCAGCUGGAGCGCUCGACGGCCCCGGCGUGGUGGAGCAGGCCCACGUGUCGCCGCCGUCGAGGAGAGCCUCCGCCAAGAGCGCCGCCAGGGCUGGACACGCGCCGUACGCGCAGGACCACAUCAUGGCGGAGCGGAAGCGCCGGGAGAAGAUCAACCGGCGAUUCAUCGAGCUCUCCACCGUCAUCCCCGGCCUCAAGAAGAUGGACAAGGCGACGAUCCUUUCGGACGCCGUCAAGUACGUCAAGGAGCAGCAGGAAAAGCUCAAGGCGCUCGAGGACCGCAACCUCAGGAGCGUCGCCGUCGAGUCGGUGGUGCUCGUCAAGAAGUCGCGCACCGCCGUGCCGCAAGACGAUGACGUCGGCGGCUGCUGCCGGUCACCGUCUGCAGGUCCCGGGGCAGCAGCUGGAAGCACCACGACGACGACCGGGAGCGCGCUGCCGGAGAUCGAGGCGAGGAUCUCAGAGAGCAACGUGAUGGUGAGGAUCCACUGCGAGGACGGCAAGGGGGUGCUUAUCAGGCUGCUCGCCGAGGUGGAGGGGCUACACCUGAGCAUCAUGCACGCCAAUGCCGUCCCGUUCCAGGCUUGCACUGUCAUCAUAACCGUCAUGGCAAAGGUGGACGAAGGCUUCAGCGUCACGGCGGAGGAAAUUGUUGGGAAGAUAGAGGCGGCGUUGGCUGCACCCACGUCAUAGGGCCGGGAUAA
Molecule: messenger RNA, 1179 nt
Organism: Aegilops tauschii subsp. strangulata
Lineage: Eukaryota; Viridiplantae; Streptophyta; Magnoliopsida; Poales; Poaceae
Product: transcription factor NAI1
Molecular function (GO): protein dimerization activity
Source: RefSeq, a predicted model, not a curated record